Messenger RNA from Helobdella robusta, 420 nucleotides. RefSeq lists its product as hypothetical. Gene Ontology annotation, biological process: translation. The record is from RefSeq and is a predicted model, not a curated record. Gene Ontology annotation, molecular function: RNA binding; structural constituent of ribosome. NCBI's taxonomy places the organism in Eukaryota, Metazoa, Annelida, Clitellata, Rhynchobdellida, Glossiphoniidae. Gene Ontology annotation, cellular component: cytosolic large ribosomal subunit; ribosome. Bases 17 to 319 code for a protein of 100 amino acids. The transcript is spliced from 4 exons.
UUUUUCUGCGCUAAGAAUGACGAAAGGAACGUCAAGUUUUGGAAAGCGUCACAACAAGACGCACACCCUGUGCAGGAGAUGCGGUGGCCGAUGUUAUCACAUUCAAAAACAAACUUGCGCCAGAUGUGGGUACCCCGCCAAACGCAUGCGAAAAUAUAAUUGGAGUGAAAAAGCUUGCAGACGCCGAACUCAAGGCAUUGGUAGAAUGAAACACCUCAAGAAAGUUUUCAGAAGAUUCAGAAAUGGCUUCAGGGAAGGAGGUGUUGCAAAGAAAGUAAAGGCAGUGGCACCAGCUCCGGCAUCUGCAGCAGCAAAAUAAACUAUGACUGUCUAAAUUGAUGCUCUUUUUUUCUGAAAACAAUUUUUAUGACGACGAUAUUUAUUAAGACACAAGUAAAUAAAUAUUGUCUAUGUAAAUUA